UUCAGCUGAUGUGCCGCUGAAAUAUAUUUCUGUGUUCACCAAACUUUUGUUUAUUAUUCUAUAAAUUUCCAACAAAUGUUUAUUAUUUGUACAUAAAUUUCGUUUCGCGAGUGAUAUGAUUUACCUCUGAUCCAGUGUAAUUAAUGUGAUAAUCAAAAGACUGUAAUAGAAAACAACAAAAAAAUUAUUGGUAAUCUAAUAAAUCAGGAACUUUAUCAGAUUCCAUAAGUCAGCUUAAAAGUGAUUAACUAUAAGUAAGACUACAUACAAACAAAUAUUAUCAAGUGGAUAGAAAUACGAGCACAAAAUGCGUAUCAUCAGAACCAGUAUGCUGUCAGCUAUCAAACGGAUCUCAACGAGAAGACCCACUACCUUGGUCAGUAAUAUCCGAACUUUGAGCUCCUUUGGAACGAUGAGCCUGCCGGAACGUCAGCCCUUCUCGCCAGACUUUUUCUUCCGUCAACUUUUUGAUGGAGAAAGCAGUACGUAUAGUUACCUUCUGGCGGAUCUGAAGAAUGGCGAGGCUGUGAUCAUUGAUCCUGUUCUGGAGCAGGCCAAACGAGAUGCCCAGUUGGUCAAGGAUCUGGGCUUUGAGCUAAAGUAUGCCAUCAACACCCAUAUGCAUGCCGAUCACAUAACGGGCAGCGGCUGGUUGAGGAAGCUGACGGGUUGCCACUCGGUGAUUGCCGCCGCCAGUGGAGCUAAAGCGGAUCGUCAUCUGAAGGAGGGGGAUCGUAUAGAUUUCGGUACCCAUGUAAUAGAUACUUUGGCCACUCCGGGUCAUACCAAUGGCUGUAUGAGCUAUGUGAUCAAGGAUCAGGGUUGUGUCUUUACCGGGGACACUCUCCUGAUUCGAGGCUGUGGACGCACUGAUUUCCAAGAAGGCUGUCCACGUAAUCUAUAUGAUAAUGUACAUAGCAAGAUCUUUACUCUGCCGGAAAACUUCCGCAUCUACCCAGCACAUGACUACAAAGGUCAAUUGGAAAGUAGUGUGUGGGAGGAAAAGCGCUAUAAUCCCAGGCUCACUAAGGAUAUAGAAGAGUUUGUGAAAAUCAUGGACAACCUGAAUUUGCCAUAUCCCAAGAAAAUAGAUGUCUCGGUACCCGCCAAUCGAGAGUGUGGAGUCUACGAUAUACCCAAGGAAUAAAUUUAACCCCUGAAGUCACUACAAAUGCAGAUUUUAAUAUAAAGUUUCUAAGAGAUUUGUAAUCUUUAAAAUAAAUAUACAUUAAAUAUUCGUUA
Messenger RNA from Drosophila eugracilis, 1242 nucleotides. Its product is annotated as persulfide dioxygenase ETHE1, mitochondrial. The record is from RefSeq and is a predicted model, not a curated record. Gene Ontology annotation, biological process: glutathione metabolic process; hydrogen sulfide metabolic process. Lineage: Eukaryota; Metazoa; Arthropoda; Insecta; Diptera; Drosophilidae. Gene Ontology annotation, molecular function: sulfur dioxygenase activity. Bases 308 to 1147 code for a protein of 279 amino acids. The transcript is spliced from 6 exons.